This is a messenger RNA of Mycosarcoma maydis (corn smut), 2079 nucleotides long. RefSeq lists its product as uncharacterized. The transcript has a single exon. The coding region runs from base 1 to 2079 and encodes 692 amino acids. The record is from RefSeq and is a predicted model, not a curated record. Lineage: Eukaryota; Fungi; Basidiomycota; Ustilaginomycetes; Ustilaginales.
AUGGCAUCUCUGCCAUCAGAACUACCUUCGUCUCUCUCAACCUCUCGGACCAAUCUGGCGCAAACCAAUUGCUUCCCAACCACAUCGCGCAGCUUAUCCAGCCGAGCUGAAAUCGCGCCCAGUCAAUGUUCCCUUUCCAUCGAUGACCACUACCGCAAGCUCUGCUUCGUUCCUCACCUGGAAGUCUACGCCCUUCCUGUACCCUUGAUCAUUGCCCAUCGGUACUGGGGCUACACACACCAUGGAGACAGUAACAGCCGCAAAACCUUCACGCCCUCACCACCUCUACCUACCGUUAUCGGAAGCGCUUUCAAAAGGUGUCUAAGCGAGCUGAAGACGUUCGUGAGCUGGGACGAUUGCAAUUUUUGCCCAAGAGUUCACCAAGGACACAAGAAAUUCAUCGACGAGAAGCUUGACGAGUUUGAGUAUUACGUAGAUGUUCACGGUAGGUACCAGGAGGGUUUGGCACCAAGGCACUCGCCUUCCACGGCGCGCACGCGUGCGCGUGCGGGUCGGACGGCAACGACAACGGCGCAGAAAGCCUCUACCGUAGCUAAACAGAAUAGCGCUUGUCAGCCCAAUGAAACUUGGGCAAAGGGAGCUGAGAAGACGUGGGCACCUUGCACUGGGCUUAGUGCACUGGCAGAAUCCAGCAUGUUGAGCACCACUACGACCAACCAGCAAAGAAUGAGCACCUCGGCAACGCCUGUCGACAUGCAUAAUGUCGCGUUUUUGGCCAACGCUGUGCCAACCUCCACCGCAGCCUCGACCGCCAACAACAGCCCGUCACGAACACAAGCAAAGAGGCGCGAUCGGUUCCAGCCCGACUCUCUGCUCUUGGAUUGUGGGCGAUUCACUACUUUUACCUCAUCCAACGCUUGCACACGAACCCACCUCUCCGUCCAAGCAUCGCUCGCCGACGUCAUUCGCGACCUCAAUCGCGCCGUCCUGCGCUUCAGCGUCGACAACGGCGACAACAUGAUCUAUGUCGAACUCGCGAGCCUGGUCGCCCUACUCAACUACGCUGCCGCCUUCUACCACGAUAUUGCCGAACGCAUCGAGACCUACAUGCAAAUUCGUAUCGGACAACAAUCGAUCGAUCGAUGCUCCCAAGCCAUCUACGCCACUCGUGCGUCCUACAUCGAAGCGGAAGAGAACAACUCCGAAGCAUGCGACAAGCCGAAAGUCGAGGCUGAGCGCGAGGAGAGAAGAAGCGAAUUACAAUCUGGCUUUCUGAACAUGGUUCCGGACAUGAUGGAUCUGAGGGAUGGAGUGCAGACGGUGUUGUUCACGUUUGUCUGGAUCAACUACACCGCGUACAAGGGGUUCGAUGCGGCGAUGAGGGCGACACUGCACGUGGUGAUUCCGUUGUUGGAGACCGUGGUGGUCAGAUGUGCGCGUCAGGUGCUCCUCGUGGAACAUGCGUUGUCUGCAACGCACAAGGCUUCAAAAUUGGACCAGGUUCAGAACGUAAAUGCGCUGGAUGUGCAGUUGGAUCUGCUGAACCUCGGUGCAGCGUUACAGAACGUCUCUGGUUGUGGACUGGCACUGUUCACGUCGUCGGACAAGCACAUUAAGGCAGCAAGAGGAUGGAAGGAGAGUCUGGUCAACUGUCCCUACUCCGUGCAUCUCUAUUCGGCAGCGCUGACCGAUAUGGCAUUUCAAAUACUGGCCGAGGUGCACAUGGCAGUUGCGAUGGGUGGGUUUGCCAAGCUGUCCAGCAAGGUCGAGAGGAGAUGCAAGCAAGGAUGUGCCUGUUCAAGCAUGCAUGACAGGAUCAGGGAGAUGAGCAGAUUUUUGACGUUGGUCGAGAAAGAGCAGAUUGAUUGGAAACCGCUUGUCCGCAGAGCAAAGGCACGCAAGAAGGGCAACAAGAAGCGAAAUUCGAAAGCCAAACCAUCUAGCACCGUUCACAAGGACGAGCGAGCGAACCAAGGCUGGGUGAGCGACAUCUCUUCUAACGUGCCCCACCAUUCAGCAGCAAGUUGUGAACCAGCAACGGUGAUUCGACCAAAGAGGUGCCAGCCGCCGUGCAGCCGUCCUCCACGCGAAAGUGCAACGACGACGAAACACGGCUAA